UUGGUUCGGAUCUAGGCUGUGCCACUUCCUUCCUUCUGCAUUUCAAGAGUGCUGAUUGGCAUCGCUGACUUUCCAACAGUUUGCUUACCUGAGAAAUAAAGACGACUAAUAUCUACACCACACUGGCCCCAGCUACCUUCUCCAAGUGGUCCACAUAUACCAGAAGGACAAGGACAGAUUCCAAGUUCAAGUCACUUCCAGAGCUGUGACAACCUGUGGAGUGGCAAGUACCUUGACAGGUAGUGCAUGCCCCAUCACUGAAAGGACCCAAGCAAGACUGCCAUGGAAGAAAACGAAUACUCAGGAUACUGGGAGCCUCCCAGGAAGCGUUGCUGCUGUGCAAGACAGAGGACACAACUCGUGCUGGUGGGGCUGCUGAGUACAGCAAUGUGGGCUGGCCUGAUGGCCCUGCUUCUUCUAUGGCAUUGGGAAACGGAGAAGAAUCUAAAACAGCUGGGAGACACUGCAAUCCAGAAUGUCUCUCGUAUUACCAAGGACUUACAAAAAUACCAGAGUAAUCAACUGGCCCAGAAGUCCCAGGCUGUUCAGAUGUCACAAAACUUGCAAGAGCUCCAAGCUGAGCAGAAGCAAAUGAAAGGUCAGGAUUCUCAGCUCUCCCAGAACCUGACCCAACUCCAAGAGGAUCUGAUCGACGUCAAAUCCCAGAACUCUGAACUCUCCCAGAAUCUGAACAGACUCCAAGAGGAUCUAGUCGACGUCAAAUCCCUGGGCUUGAAUGAGAAGCGCAAAGCCUCAGAUUCUCUGGAGAAAAUCCAGGAAGAGGUGGCGAAGCUGUGGAUAGAGAUACUGAUGUCAAAAGGAACUCCAUGCAACAAAUGUCCCAAGAACUGGCUCCACUUUCAACAGAAGUGCUACUAUUUUGGCAAGGGCUCCAAGCAAUGGAUCCAGGCCAGGUUUGCCUGCAGUAACCUGGAAGGGCGGCUAGUCAGCAUCCACAGCCAAAAGGAGCAGGACUUCCUGACGCAACACAUCAACAAGAGGGAUUCCUGGAUUGGCCUCCAGGAUCUCAAUGUGGAGGGAGAGUUCGUAUGGGCCGAUGGGAGCCCUGUGGGUUAUAGCAACUGGAAUCCGGGGGAGCCCAACAACGGGGGCCAGGGUGAAGACUGUGGGAUGAUGCGGGGAUCCGGCCAGUGGAAUGAUGCCUUCUGCCGCAGCUACCUGGAUGCCUGGGUGUGUGAGCAGCUGGCAACAUGUGAGCUAUCUGCCCCCGUAGCCUCUGUGAGUCCAACAGGACCCACCCCAAGAAACGAAUCCUGACAAACUUCUGCCCACCCUCUUCCGGAUUUCUCCUCUACCUUUACCAUGGAAACAGCCAGGCCUUGAGGAUACCCCUAUCAAGGCCUGGGCCCCUCUCUGUGACUGAAGGCUAUGAUUCCCACCCAUACUGAAACAGCUGGUGGGUGCCAGCUCCUGCCAGCUAUCCAGAAAGCCUCCACUGCUCUCCAGCUAAGUUGACCAUCCCAUUUCGUCUGUCCUCCUCCAACCUGAGCCCCAGCCGUGCAAGCUCCCUGCCUACUGGCAUGCACGUGGGCAAUUGAGCCAACCAGGGAGCUGCUGAGAACCGAGAUUUCAAAGGAGGCUUCCCUUUCUACCAAGUUUUCUACUUCUUUCUACUCUUCGUCAAAGAACAGAGGUUCCCUCUCCCCAGGGUCCGGAAGCGAGUCUUCCCAUCAAGUUUGCAUCAGUGAAGUUGAGGCUGGUCCCCAGCAUUCCUGCCCUCCUUGGAGGCUGUCCCAGAUGUGCUCCUGGUAUGGGAGGUAUUGAAGGGACUCUGGCCAGCUCCAACAUGGCGAGCUUGGCUCUGGGAGGCCUUGCCCUUCUCUCUUAUUCCCUCUGCCUUGCUCAAAGCUGUUAGAUAACAGUCCUAAAACUAGCCCCGAAGGUCUAUUCCCUUAUGUGGCUACUCCCUCCUCCUGAGGCUGACUGCCAGGCUCCAGCUAUCCAGGUAUUGAAGUCCAGCAAUCAAAAGCCGCCUUCGUUUCACCUAAUCAACAUGGCCAAUCAAAAUAUGCCAAUGCAUCAUAGCCCAGUCUAACACACCCAUUUUUCUCUUCAUAAAAAUUACACCUGCAAGGUCAUUAGCUGCUGUUUUUCUGCCUGAGUCAGAAAGCAGCCAAUUAAUUUUUCUUCCGUGCUUAAUAAAGGAUCUCUCUGUGAAAACAA
Molecule: messenger RNA, 2184 nt
Organism: Grammomys surdaster
Lineage: Eukaryota; Metazoa; Chordata; Mammalia; Rodentia; Muridae
Gene: Fcer2
Product: Fc fragment of IgE receptor II
Exons: 13
Coding region: 283-1278 (331 amino acids)
Source: RefSeq, a predicted model, not a curated record